AUGGAGCUGAUGAUAUGUUACUCAUCGACCUGCCGGAUCGCACUGCAAGCCAAGAGCACAGAUCCAUUGACUUGGCAUAAAUUGCACUCAUUGUUACCAAAAUUACAUGAGCAUCUAUCUUGUCAGGUAUGUCAUAAGCUGGUCGACCGACUUAAUCCCUAUUUAGACGGAUAUGCAUGUACAGUGUGUGUGAAUUACCAGAUAACCGAAACCCCGUCGGGCACAAUAAUACAAUGCUACAAAAAACUAUGUGCUUAUAUACAUAGCUCGCCACUGUAUAAAGUGAUGAGCACAAGAGUUGAAGACCAACGGUUAGUCGAAAUAAUAACCGAAGUUAUUGGUCUACCUCGAUCAGUUAAUGGUUACAGUGGAAUGGGAAAUGGAACAGUGAUUAAACAAGAAAUAAAAGAAGAGGAAAGUGAAGAUGAUAUGACGUUAAUGGUACAUAGUACAAUGACUAAACAAGAAAUAAAAGAAGAGGAUAGUGAAGAUGAUAUUAUGUUAAUGGUAAAUGGUACAAUGACUAAACAAGAAAUAAAAGAAGAGGAUAGUGAAGAUGAUAUUAAGUUAAUGGUAAAUGGUACAAUGAAUAAACAAGAAAUAAAAGAAGAGGAUAAUAAAGACGAUAUUACUUUAAUCUCGUCAUCAGAUAUUCAAUUGCCCACUGAAAACCAAACAUCAGGGGAUUAUAUUAACUACCAAUUAUUUGAUGUACAAUCCCAGAAACCCAAAAUCCAAAAUCAAUCUGUAUUCAACAAUAUUCCUAAAAAGAAGAGAAAUGAUCGUCGUUGGGGCUGUCGAUGUGGUAAUGCUACAACUACUCCUGGCAAGCUAACAUGUUUUGGACAGAGAUGUCCCUGUUAUACAGAACAAAAAUCUUGUGCUCAAUGCAAAUGUAGAGGGUGCAGAAAUCCUAGACGGAACAGGUCCAAUAAUGAUGACAACUUAGAAAUAGAUCAAAUACGUAGGAAACCAGUUACCUUAGAAUUAGUAUCUUCACUCAAGCCUUCUUCCCAUAAUAAUAGCAAUACGGCAUUUAGUUCUUAUACAAUGCAUGAUAUGUUACAGUUUUCUUCACACAGUCAAAAUUUCGAUCAAGGUGGGACUGAAGACAAUCUUGGACAUGUGAACUCUAUUUUCCAUUCUCCUUGA
Messenger RNA from Macrosiphum euphorbiae (potato aphid), 1152 nucleotides. The record is from the annotation of a GenBank genome assembly. NCBI's taxonomy places the organism in Eukaryota, Metazoa, Arthropoda, Insecta, Hemiptera, Aphididae.